UUAAAAAGCAGGCCCGGCGUUUCCAAUAAUUUGCUUAGCAACUUAUUUAAGCUCCAUAAACAAGUAAAUCACAAAAAUGGCCGAAACCGAGAAAAUCGAAGUUCGCGACAUAACGCGCAUCGAACGCAUUGGCGCCCAUUCACACAUCCGCGGUUUGGGUUUGGACGAUGUUCUGGAGGCACGUUUGGUUUCCCAGGGCAUGGUGGGCCAGAAGGAUGCCCGCCGAGCCGCCGGAGUUGUGGUCCAAAUGGUGCGCGAGGGUAAAAUCGCCGGAAGAUGCAUCCUGUUGGCUGGAGAGCCCAGCACCGGCAAGACGGCUAUCGCCGUGGGAAUGGCUCAGGCCCUGGGCACUGAGACUCCAUUCACCAGUAUGUCGGGGUCGGAGAUAUAUUCACUGGAGAUGAGCAAAACUGAGGCCUUGUCCCAGGCUCUGCGCAAAAGUAUUGGCGUUCGCAUCAAGGAGGAAACUGAGAUCAUCGAGGGUGAAGUGGUGGAGAUACAAAUCGAGCGCCCAGCUACGGGAACCGGACAAAAAGUGGGCAAGGUUACCCUAAAGACCACAGAGAUGGAGACCAACUACGAUUUGGGCAACAAGAUUAUUGAGUGCUUCAUGAAGGAAAAGAUCCAGGCAGGCGAUGUCAUCACCAUAGACAAGGCUUCCGGGAAAGUUAACAAGCUGGGCAGAAGCUUCACCCGAGCCAGGGACUACGAUGCUACUGGAGCCCAAACUAGAUUCGUUCAAUGCCCGGAGGGUGAGCUGCAGAAACGCAAGGAGGUGGUGCACACCGUCACCCUUCACGAGAUCGAUGUGAUCAAUAGUCGCACCCACGGAUUCCUGGCUCUGUUCUCCGGCGACACUGGUGAAAUCAAGCAAGAAGUACGCGACCAAAUCAACAACAAAGUGCUCGAGUGGCGCGAGGAGGGAAAAGCUGAAAUAAACCCGGGAGUUCUCUUUAUCGAUGAAGUUCAUAUGCUAGAUAUCGAGUGUUUCUCCUUCCUGAAUCGAGCUCUGGAGUCGGACAUGGCUCCUGUGGUUGUGAUGGCCACCAACAGAGGAAUCACUCGCAUCAGGGGCACAAACUAUCGCAGUCCCCACGGCAUUCCGAUCGAUCUGCUUGAUCGUAUGAUCAUCAUUCGCACGGUUCCCUAUUCGGAAAAGGAAGUCAAGGAGAUUCUGAAGAUUCGUUGCGAGGAAGAGGACUGCAUCAUGCACCCAGAUGCUCUAACCAUUCUCACGCAUAUUGCCACCAACACGAGUCUGCGCUAUGCCAUCCAGUUGAUCACCACCGCCAACUUGGUGUGUCGCCGUCGCAAGGCCACAGAAGUGAACACGGAGGAUGUGAAGAAGGUAUACUCGCUGUUCCUAGACGAGAAUCGCUCGAGCAAGAUACUGAAGGAGUACCAAGACGACUACAUGUUUAGCGAAAUCAACGAGCAGGAGGAGCAGGAUCCAGCUUCUGGCGGAGGAGCCAAGCGCCGUGUAGACGUCGGCAGUGGCGACGGCCAGCCUAUGGAGCACUAAAGCGUACAUUAUUAGCAUCUCCUCCGAAUACAUUCUCAUGACCAUUUUUAUUGAUCAUAAAAAUAAAUAAGCUGUUUAUGACUUA
Drosophila serrata is the source of this 1607-nucleotide messenger RNA. It is a transcript of the gene rept, whose product is annotated as RuvB-like helicase 2 rept. The record is from RefSeq and is a predicted model, not a curated record. NCBI's taxonomy places the organism in Eukaryota, Metazoa, Arthropoda, Insecta, Diptera, Drosophilidae. Gene Ontology annotation, molecular function: ATP-dependent activity, acting on DNA; ATP hydrolysis activity; ATP binding.